AUGAAGCUUGUGGAUCUUGCUCUUAAGUUCUUGUUCACCUGUAGAAGAAAAGUAGCAGGUGAAGCAGAGUAUAGAUUUCAGGAAACUAGUGUACGGUUUUUGAAUAGAGGAACUUCAAAACAGGUGAAUUAUGACUUAUGGAACCUCCAGACGUUAAGUCUCUUUGGGGAUAUAAGCAUUCUGCAGCAACAUGGAAGUAUAUCAAAUACAUACCUUGGCAAGGUUGACCCUGAUGGCAAGAAGAUUAAGCAGAUACAACAGCUGUUUGAAGAGAUAUUAGGCAAUAGCAGGCAAUUGAAAUGGCUGUCUUGUGGGUUUAUGCUGCAAAUAGUAACUCCCACAUCAUUGUCCUCCUUAUCAAACCCCAUAGCCAACACCAUGGAACAUCUGAGCUUAUUGGACAACCACAUCCCUGGUAAUGCCACUCUUAUCACUGCGGUUGAAUUGGAGCGCUUUGUGAAUCUGCGUUCGCUAGCUUUGGAUUUCUGUGAUUUCACAGCUGAAAUGGCAAGAGUCCUGGCUGACAGCAACCAUGUGCCUUUGCAUCGACUGUCUCUCCUGGUCCACCGUGUUUCCAUAAUGCACAAGUCAUUGGACAGUAUGCCAGAAGAUGAGAAUUGGAAGGCGCUGACUCGCAACAGCGCUAAUCUUCGGGUCUAUAUAAUGGCCUUUGAUGUCAAGAGUGAUGAUAUGUUAAGGAUUCUUAAGCCCAGUAUCCCCCUAGAGAGGAUUCACUUCGACAGCUACAUCACUUAUGUUUCAGGAGCUGUUGUUGACCUCAUAUCCAGGCAGUAUGACAAGUUCCUCACUCAUUUUAUACUAAUGAAUGAUGUGAUAGAUAUGUCUGGCUUCCCAGAUCUGAGCGACAACCGGAAUGAAGAUCCACUUGUCUUGUUAGCCUGGAGGUGCACCAGACUCUCUCUCCUGGCUGUUCAUGGUUACACAGUUUGGGCUCAUAACCUUAUAGCAAUCGCUCGUCUGCGUGGCUCUGACCUGAAAGUUCUGGAAGUCACAGAAGAAAGCAUUGAUUUCGACCAAGGGGAACUGGCUGAUCAGGAUGUGGAUCCAGUACACAAUCUCAUUGAGCAAGUCUCUCUCGGGUUGGGUCGGCCUUGGCACGCAGUCAUGGACAUAGAGCUGCUCAGCGUCUUCACCGAGCCAACCCGUCACUUCUACAGAGAGAUGCAAAGCUUCAGUGAAGGCAUUUAGCUCCUUAUUUACAAUUCCUGUGGUUACAUAUGCAAGUAGGGUCCUAUUAUGUUUUUUCAGUAGUGUGAGUUAACCCCUUUUGUGCUGUGUUUAAUCAGUAUUAGCUAUAUAGAAUUAUAUAUGUGUAUUCUACUUCUUGAUCAAAGAACGUAGUCGGGUAUUGGUUUAGAAGCUGAAAGUGGCAGUGUUCAGGGUUUUCACGGUUAAUGGACUUGUCUACCGAACCUUAGCGAGAUACAGAAAAAAGGCUGGCUGAGGCUGCCGGCUAACUUUACUUUUAUUGAGUGACUGCAUUCUGAAUGAUUUUACUAUGAUAUCGGAGUUCUGUGCUCAGGAGCCAACUCUUUUUAAUACCCAUAUCCAUAGCCCAGUGGAUUUCUGUGCUGUAAUCGUGUGCUUCAUCUGGCAGCAUGCGACUUAAUAGGCCUAAAGGAAGAGAAGUCUGCCCAGGGCUGCUCGUUGCAAUCUUCUCGCCUUGCUUUAUUUCACGUGCAGAUUGUGCAGCAUGAGCCAGCUGCCAUUCUCUGCUUGUCUCAGCCGUUCAGCAGCGGUGUGACACACUAGCUUUUCAGGUACCUGCACUUCCAAACUCGCUCCCUAAGCUGUAGGCUUUCGGGUUCUCUGCUUUUUGAUUCCUCCUUGUUUAUUCUCAUGUUCUGUCAUCUUCCUUAAAAGUUAGCUUUGGGCCAAAGUUUAAAAGAAAAAACCAAGAAUGCGCACUCCGAUGAGGUAAAAACGUAACAGCGAAGACUUCAGUGCAGAGGUACAGACCUGCAAACAAACGUUAGUCGUGAAAUCCCUAGCAACCAAGUCACUGGAUUUUCUCUGUCAGCGCCUGUGUCA
Molecule: messenger RNA, 2052 nt
Organism: Opisthocomus hoazin
Lineage: Eukaryota; Metazoa; Chordata; Aves; Opisthocomiformes; Opisthocomidae
Source: RefSeq, a predicted model, not a curated record